Molecule: messenger RNA, 1530 nt
Organism: Striga hermonthica
Lineage: Eukaryota; Viridiplantae; Streptophyta; Magnoliopsida; Lamiales; Orobanchaceae
Source: the annotation of a GenBank genome assembly
AUGGUGAGGGGGAAGGUCCAAAUGAAGAGGAUCGAGAACGCAUCGAGUCGGCAGGUGACAUUUUCGAAGAGGAGGAACGGGCUGUUGAAGAAGGCCUAUGAGCUCUCGGUGCUUUGUGAUGCUGAAGUUGCUUUGAUAAUUUUCUCUCAAAAGGGGAGACUUUAUGAGUUUGCAAGCUCCAACAUGCAGAUGACGAUCGAGAAAUACCUUGAACUUACAAAAGAACGAAAUUCCGGCGUAGAACUCGAACAGCAAAUGCAGCUAAAGCAUGAAGCAGUAUACUUGGCCAAGAAAAUAGAGUUUUUGGAGAAUACCCACCGGAAGCUGUUAGGGCAUAAUCUCGGUACGUGUUCUUUGGAAGAACUUCACGAAAUUGACAACCAAUUGGAGAGAAGCCUAAAAAACAUAAGGUCGCGGAAGGCUCAAGUAUUCAAGGAGGAAAUAGAGAAACUACAGGCAAAGGAGAAGUUUCUACUAGAGGAAAAUGGAAGACUAUCUGAAAAGAUUGGAUUGAAUCGAAAUCGCGAAAUGGAAAAACCGAAAGAAUUUGGGAAAUGCAGCCAAAGUACUACACAGAGCUCUGAAGUUGGCAAAGCUGCGACUCGCGGUAGACCAGAAAGAGCAAACAAUUCAGGUGGAAUCAUGGCGCUGUCGACCAAGGAGAAGGACAUACAGAUGCUGCUGGCGGCCGAAGCUCAUCUCGGCACCAAAAACUGCAACUUUCAGAUGGAGCGCUAUGUAUUCAAGCGCAGAAAUGAUGGAAUUUACAUCAUCAACCUUGGCAAAACCUGGGAAAAGCUUCAGUUAGCUGCCAGGGUCAUUGUCGCAAUCGAGAACCCUCAAGACAUUAUUGUCCAGUCAGCCAGGCCAUAUGGUCAGAGGGCUGUCCUAAAGUUUGCACAAUACACUGGAGCCCACGCAAUUGCUGGACGUCACACUCCUGGUACCUUUACAAAUCAGCUUCAGACUUCCUUUAGUGAACCGCGGCUUCUCAUCCUUACUGAUCCCAGGACUGAUCACCAGCCAAUUAAGGAGGCUGCUCUGUCUAACAUCCCCACCAUUGCCUUCUGUGACACUGAUUCCCCAAUGAGGUACGUUGAUAUCGGUAUUCCAGCCAACAACAAGGGGAAACACAGCAUUGGCUGCCUCUUUUGGCUGUUGGCCAGGAUGGUGCUCCAGAUGCGCAGUCUCAUUGCUCCUGGCCACAAAUGGGAGGUCAUGGUUGAUCUAUUCUUCUACCGGGAGCCUGAGGAGUCUAAGGUUGAAGAAGAAGAGGAAGUUGGAGCUGUCCCAGAUUAUGCUGAUUAUUCGGGCACUGCUGCUGCAAUUGGAGGUGCUGACUGGUCGAGUGCCCAAAUCACAGAUGCUCAAUGGCAAGCUGCUCCUGAUGUUCCUGCUGGUGCUGUAGGUGGUUGGACUGCUGCAGAUACAACAGUUGUUGCUGAUGGAGGGUGGGACUCUGCUGCUCCUCCUCAGGUGGCUGUUGAAGGAGGAAUACCUGCUGCAGUUGCUUCUACCGGCUGGGAGUAA